Messenger RNA from Vidua chalybeata, 461 nucleotides. RefSeq names its product ATP synthase membrane subunit e (gene ATP5ME). Gene Ontology annotation, molecular function: proton transmembrane transporter activity. NCBI's taxonomy places the organism in Eukaryota, Metazoa, Chordata, Aves, Passeriformes, Viduidae. Gene Ontology annotation, biological process: proton motive force-driven ATP synthesis. Bases 90 to 347 code for a protein of 85 amino acids. The record is from RefSeq and is a predicted model, not a curated record. The transcript has 4 exons.
CCUUGAGUGACGGACUCGCCGACACUCAGGAAGCAGAGGGCAGCACAGAAUUUGGCUUCCCGGUCACGGCUGCUCCCCACCCCUUCCUGAUGCCGGGCUCAGUUCCGGCUGCCGCCGCCGCCGCCACCAGGAUGAUCCCGCCGGUGCAGGUCUCCCCGCUCAUCAAGUUCACCCGGUACUCGGCGCUGCUCGUGGGGAUGAUCUACGGCAAGAAGCGAUACGACUACCUGAAGCCGAUUGCUGAAGAAGAGAGAAGAAUAGAGGCGGAGGAGAAAAAGAAACGUGAAGAACUGGAGCGAAUUGCAAAAGAGAUUGCAGAAGCAAGUGAAGAUUCCAUACUGAAAUAAACAACGGAUUUCAUCUAAAUUUUGCACAUGGAAAUACAUGGCUAGGCUCUGAGCUGUCCAGUGGUUUUUGAACUCUGUGUGAUACUCUAUCAAUAAAGUACUUACUACACUUCA